AUGUGGGUUGCGUACACGUUGUGCUCGCACGUCGCCACCGCCACGGCUACCUGCUCUCUUCUUGUCCGAACGAGUCCCUUCUCCGACGCCCAACCUGGCAUGACCGCCGUUGCCCUUCGCCUCGGGGCCCGGCCAAGGCGCCUCCCCUUUGCCUUCACCAGUCGGGCCAUCCACAGCCGCAGCUUUCCAGCCUGGUUCGUCCGCGGCGGCACCUCCAACGGCCUCGUCAUCCUUCGCUCCGACCUACCCCCCGAGCCGCGCUGGCCGGACGUCCUACCUCCAGCCAUGGGUUCGCCGGACCCGCACUUCGGCCGUCAGCUUGACGGUAUCGGCUCCGGCCUCUCGUCCACCUCCAAGGUCAUCGUCCUUGCCCCGCCCUCGAGCGCCGACGUCGACGUCGACUACACCUUCGUCCAGGUCGGCAUUCGCGACGGCCGUCUCGACCUCGCCGGAAACUGCGGCAACAUGUCGGCCAUGGUUGGUCCCGCCGCCUGGGAUCUCGCCCUCGUCCCUGCCGCUCGGAAGUCGGCGCUCGUCACCGCCGACGACGACUGUGGCCAUCGCUGGGCCGAGCUGCGCUGCCUCAACACCAACACGAGCAAGGUCGUCGUCUCGCGUUUCCGGAUCGACGGUGAUCCGCCAUCGUACGCCCCUCGUGGCGACUUUGCCAUGGACGGCGUGCCCGGCACCAACUCCCCCAUCACACUGCGAUUUGUCGACCCGACCGGCGCCAAGACCGGUGCCGCGCUACCCACGGGGAACACCGUCGACGUGCUGGAGCUGCCGAGUGGAGAGACGGUGAAGGCAUCCCUGAUCGACGUCGGCAAUCCGGGCGUCUUCGUCUCCACCCAAAGCCUUGGUCUCGACCCCACCGAAGCCUCCUCCCUCACGCCGUCGUCGAUCGAUACGAACGCGCCCCUCAAGGCCCACCUCGACACCGUCCGCCGCGUCGGCGCCUCCCUCAUGGGCCUCGAUCCCGACACCGAGAGCGUGCCCAAGAUUGUCCUCCUGUUCCCGCCGGCUGACACCCCAGCCGACGUCGACAUCCGCUGCCUCGCCAUGUCCAUGGGCCAGCCGCACAAGGCUAUGCCCCUCACCUUGGCGCUGUGCCUCGCCGCCUCGGCCCAUAUCCGCGGCACCCUGGCGGCCGGGCUCAUGAUGCAGCGCGGAAAGACGGUUCAGCGUACCCUCACGCUGGCGCAUCCAAGCGGGAGGCUCCCUGUCGGGACCGUGGUGAACGGCGGGCGCAUCGAAUCGGCCGAACUGCUGAGGACAGCCAGGGUUUUGAUGAAGGGCCGUGUUUGCUACUAG
Molecule: messenger RNA, 1311 nt
Organism: Drechmeria coniospora
Lineage: Eukaryota; Fungi; Ascomycota; Sordariomycetes; Hypocreales; Ophiocordycipitaceae
Product: DUF453 domain-containing protein
Exons: 1
Coding region: 1-1311 (436 amino acids)
Source: RefSeq, a predicted model, not a curated record